CUUCAAAUUUCAAGUGCCUUUGAUCUUCCUUUGCCCCCAUAUUUUCAUCAACAAUUUCACUCCUUUCAAUCCCUUUUCUUCAGAUGGAGAAUCCUGAUCAAGUAAAUUCAUCACCAACUACAACCAAUCCUUCCAUGUCCUCCACAUCCGAUGAAAAAGAUCAAAAUUAUCCUUCAUACGUCUCCAAUUUGAAUUGUCCAAUCGAUCCAAAAUUUACUGAGAAUUCGUUGUCGGAGAUCCCAAACGUCGAUCUGGAUUCUGUGUUUCAGGCAUCAUUGCCCUAUGAUCCAUUGACAAAUUACCUCUCUCCUCGUCCUAGAUUUCUCCGAUACAAACCAAGUAAACGGCGGGAGAUCUUUUUGAGAACUUUUGGUGAGGAUUCUCUGUCGGUUUCUCACACUUCAUCUUCUGAAGAAAAAGGAACUAAUAUUAAAGAGGAGGAGGAACAGCUUGAGGUGGAAAGUGAGGGGAAAUCUAAUGGAAUUGAUGAUGAAGGUGAAGGAGAUGAGGAGGAGGCGAAUAGAGGUUGGAAAUUGUUGAAGUUUCUGGUGGUAGUUGUGAGUUUGAUUUCGUCUACCUUGUAUAUCAGUUCGAUGAACUCGGCUUCACCUUCAUUUGAAGUUUCAGGAGCCUUCAGGUCUGGUUCUUUCCCGAUUUUGAAUCAUACAAUCGAGUUUUGGUCGAGCCCAGUGGUGGAAUCUGUUUAUGGGAAUGGAAGGAAUUUUUGGGAUGAAGAAGUUACCGAGUCUGAGUCAAUGAGGAAUUGUGAAGGUGUUGGACAACUGGUUGAAAAAAGAGAAAAACCACUAGCUGGGCAAUGUAUCACUGAGGAGAUGGCUGAAGGUGAAACAAGUAGCGUUGAGUUGCUGAACUUUGGAGAUACUGGUGAUCGGAACAAAAUAAAAGAACCUGAAAUGUCUAAUACAACAACUUCUGUCCCUUGUGAAACAUCAGAAAAAAAUGAAAUCACGGAAGCUUCGAAUGUCAAUGGACUUGAUGAGGUCAAGUUGUUAUCUAACAUUUCAACUGCUGCCGAGAAUGAGUACGCUUCUCAAAUGAAGGUGGUUGAGAAGGAAAAAGAGGAAGAUUUGGAAAUGAUUGAAAACAACACAGGGCAAUCUGAGAGUUUUGUUAUUGAGGUGGAUAAAAUAACUCAAGCUUCAAAUGUCAAUGGAUUUGAUGAGGACAAGUUGUUGUCUAACAUUUUAACUGUUGCUAAAAAUGAGUACACUCCUCAAAUGGAGGUAGUUGAAAAGGAAGAAGUGGGAGAUUUGGAAAUGGUUGAAAGCAACACAGGGAAAUCUGAGAGUUUCGUUAUUGAGGAGGAUAAAGUCACCAUUUUGGACGGGAUCAAAAACAGAUUAUCCAGUUUUGUUGAAGAUCUGGAGAAACUGAAGUCUAAGCUUGUCGAGCUGAUGCACACUGAAACUGAAUCUGUGCUUAAGGCAGUACUUGGACUUUCAGUAUCAUCUGCAGUGCUGACUUGUUUGGUUUCGUCUUUCCAACUUAAGAAGAAUUUAGAUGAUACAAAAGUACCAGCCAUUUCUGUGAGUGUAGAACCGUUGCUUCAGGGUCCAGUUGCAAAAGCCGAGAAAGUUACCGUGAGGAAAUCAUCUUCAAUUAAGGCUACUCGUGAUGUUAAUAGAACAAAUAACGAGAUUAUCAGGAAUGUUGAUUCUUUCAAAAAGCUCUCAUCUUCUAUCCAUUCAAGAGAUGAAGGAGAAAAUUUCAAAAAAAUGCACCAUAAUGAAGCUUCAACAGUUCAGUUCCUUGGUGAGUUCGUAGUUGGAGAGAUCAGCAACUCUCUUAAGAACAAGGGUAAAUUGAAGAACUGGAUGAUGGAGGUAGAAGAUAGCAAUUUUGCUGGUUCAGUUGAAGAGGAACCAGUGAGCAAGAAUAAGACUUCUGGACCUGAGCAAGCUUUGUCAGAGUUCUCUGCCACGACUUCUUCCCCAUCCUACGGAAGCUUUACCACUAAAAAGAAGAUCGUCAAAAAAGAGGUGGGAGGAGAUGGUGAAGUAAAAUCGAUCCCAACCCCAGUGAGAAGAUCAAACAGAAUUAGAAACCGUAUGAUGAAAUGAGCCAUGACAUGCGCUUCUGCUUUUUGAACAUUAUUUAUUAUUGGAACAGCAACCUCCGUUGUUCAUAUUGUUUGCUUUGUUCCAGUCUAGUAUUCCUGAAAUUCAUUCUAGACAGACUUCAUAACUGAUAGUCAUUUAGAUUACUUUCUCUCUUUGAGAGUUUAGUGUCA
Cucumis melo (muskmelon) is the source of this 2251-nucleotide messenger RNA. RefSeq lists its product as uncharacterized. Lineage: Eukaryota; Viridiplantae; Streptophyta; Magnoliopsida; Cucurbitales; Cucurbitaceae. The transcript has 3 exons. The record is from RefSeq and is a predicted model, not a curated record. Bases 84 to 2081 code for a protein of 665 amino acids.